Molecule: messenger RNA, 3136 nt
Organism: Austrofundulus limnaeus
Lineage: Eukaryota; Metazoa; Chordata; Actinopteri; Cyprinodontiformes; Rivulidae
Gene: phc1
Product: polyhomeotic homolog 1
Exons: 13
Coding region: 189-2534 (781 amino acids)
Biological process (GO): negative regulation of DNA-templated transcription
Cellular component (GO): nucleus; PRC1 complex
Molecular function (GO): zinc ion binding; chromatin binding; histone binding
Source: RefSeq, a predicted model, not a curated record
CCAGCGAAAGAGCACCAACAAAAAAAGGGGGCGGGGUUUCACUGCAGUGAAAAUCUUCACCCAAGUAUCGUUCCCAGUAACAAAAACAAGACCACCGAAGUAAAUACAUUUAUUUUAACCGUGAAAAGGACAGGCAGAACCAAAAAGUGCAUUUGCUAUGAUACAACUUGUUGUUUAGAGCAAGAAACAUGGAUGCAAGUGAAGACCAAAAUGCAAACGGCACCAACGGAAAUCCUCAGACGACUGGGAACUCCCGACCCCCGCAAAUAGCCCACAUGUCUUUAUGUGAAAGGCAAGCUGUGCAGGCUCUCCAGGCGCUGCAGAGACAGCCUAAUGCAGCUCAGUACUUUCAGCAGCUUAUGUUGCAGCAGCAGUUCAACAGUGUCCAGCUCAACACCUUGGCUGCGGUGCAACAGGCCACGCUCGCAGCUAGUCGCCAGUCCAAUACAUCAAGUCACAGCAUGUCCCAAGUUCCCACCACUGUCAACCUAAGCACUACAUCUGCAGGUGGUACGAUGACUAGUCCUCGUCCACACGGUCCAGUUACCUCUGCAGCAACAACAGCUCUAAAUCAGUCGGUGCUACUAGGUGGAAACUCAGCAGGACAGGGGCAGAUGUAUCUCAGAGUCAACCGCUCUCUUAGAGCUCCGCUUGCCUCUCAGCUCAUUUUCAUGCCUGGUGGGACAACAGCUACUGUGGCAGCUGUUGCUCAAGCACAACCACAGCAGCAGCAGCAGCAUGAAUCUGCUGCCACCUCUGCAAGUGUCCACUCUGACAGUGAUCAGGUGCAGAACCUCGCUCUACACUGUGCUUCCACUCCCAAAGCAGCUGCUGUCAAAUCUGAAAUUUUAGAUCGGAAAGAUGCUGCUGGUUUUUCUCUCUGUCAGCAGCAACAGACUUUCUCCCAAACAGCUCAACAGCAGCAACAGAUGGCCAAAACCUUUAAUCAACAGCCUGCUGCUAGCUCGAUAGCUGUGAAGGCAGGAAACCAGCCUUCCAUGACUGUCACUCCUGCUGCCUCUGUCGCUCCUUCGUCGUCCUCCUCCUCUCCUGCGCUCCCUCUGUCGCAGCUCCUCCUGAGCACCUCUGCUGCUCCCGUCAUCUUGGUGCCCUCGUCUAACGUCACGACCUCCACCCAGGGCUAUCCCAUCGGCUCGGUGGCUCCAAAGGCCAACAUGAACACUCAGACUCUGGUGGUGCACCCCGUGCAACAGGCCAGCGCUAACAUGGAGAAAGGUCCUGUUCCAAUCCAACCCAAGACCGCUCAGGGACACCGCUUACCCAUUCAGCUGUCCCCCCGAAACCCACCUCCCAUUCUCCCAGCUCCACCGUGCAACAGUCAGUCUACCAUGGGGGGCCACAACCCUCCCCGCAUCCCCGUACAGCUGGUGGGAGCCAGGCAAGGCUUGGCAGGAAACGCACAAGCUGUGGCUCUGACCCAAACACGAAGCGGCGCGGCCCAGGAGAGUCCGUCUGGUGGGACCGUUACCUCAGUCUCCAACAGCAAUACAGCUGUGACCAAACCAAUUGUUGGCUCUUUGAAGAGAAAAUCUGACUGUGACGCAACAAAUGACACGGCAGAAUCUAAUCCAGCACCCAUGAAAGACUGUGCUCCUCCUUUAUCUCCAGCCCCCACAAAGGACUCAGCUCCUCUGAUGGAAUCUAUAUUCUCGUCUCCUCCGACCCUCUCUCUGCCUCCACCUUUGUCUAGAGUUGGACACGGGGACAAAGACAGGGUGCCAGUUCCCCAGGCGGUGGUCAAACCUCAGGUUCUCACUCACCUCAUCGAGGGAUUUGUGAUUCAAGAAGGAGCUGAACCCUUCCCUGUCGCUGGCUUCCUCAAAGACAGAGAUUUUGCCUUGGUUGGCCGCACAGAGAAUGGACCCCCAUUGUUAAAAUGUGAGUACUGUGGAUGCAUUGCACCAGCCAACCAGUUCAGGGGAUCGAAGAGGUUCUGUUCUAAUACUUGUGCUAAAAGGUAUAAUGUAAGCUGCAGCCAGCACUACAAGACCAGCAGAGGGCGGAGUGGUGCAGGGCUGUCGCCACGCCCAGCGGCCACAGAGAGCUCAGCACGGCGCAAGGGUUCUUCCCGCAAGAGCAGCUCUGAUACUGCCUACAGUAGAAUAUCCAACAAGCACCGUUCUGUCAAGUGCAACUCAGAGUCCAGCCGCUCAGAAGACAUGUCCAGCGACGGAGGGGAAGAGGAGGAAGACUAUUCUCCUUCUCCGUCCCCGUCCUCCUCCUCGCGCUCCUGCUCCCGAGCCGAGCACAGCGCCCCUCAGUCCGACAGCUCGGCUCCACUAGAAGGCGCCAACUUCCUGUCUGCGACGCCCGCUCAGUGGAGCGUGGACGAAGUCUGCAAGUUCAUCUCCUCGCUUCAAGGUUGUGAGGAGCUGGCUGCCCAGUUUCUGUCGCAGGAGAUCGACGGACAGGCUCUGAUGCUUCUGCGAGAGGAACAUCUGAUUUCCACCAUGAAUAUUAAACUGGGCCCGGCUCUCAAGAUCUGUGCCUCAAUCAACAGUCUGCGCGAGUAAGGCCUGUUGGUCCUCUCUGACGUCUCGAUGAAACGAACACUCGGACUCUGAAAACUGAAAUUCUUGGAGAUGGUGGGAUGUUUUGAUCCAAAUAAAGGAGGACUGUUAGUCAAUCUGAGACACGCUGAUGGAUCCUGUUCCUGUGAGCAGACUGUGAAUGUAGAUGCAUCUUCUGGCUCAAUCUGUUCAGCUGUCAGGUGCAGAAAGAAACACACUGCCUUCAAACGAUGCUUUAACUUUAGUGUCAUGGUCUGAAGUGAUAUUUGUUACAUUUAUGUGUUGUAGUCCUUUAUAUGUUUUUGUCAUAGAUGUUUAACCCAGGCUUCAAUCACAUCUAAAACGACACUCAUAAAAGCCUGUUUUUUAUUGUUGUAUUUUAGUUCUCAUUAACACUCAUUGAAAAUUUAGUUUUAUACUUUUUUCCUUUUUUAUACUGUAGUACAAUCAGAAAUAUUUUUUUAUGAAUUGAAUGUAGUUUUAGUAGCUUUAAUGGGUUUAUCCACCCGAAAACAGUAUUUCUCAUGCUUUAAUCUCUCAAGGGCUGUUUAGUGCUCCUCUCUGUACACAAAACUCAAUAAACAUGGCAGGUUACUAGAAUUGAA